UACAGCGGCGGGGACACUUUUUAUUCUCGAACCGCGUGCGAGGGCUCGCCAGUAUCGUUUCGCUACUUCACCAGUGCACAUACCGCUGCCAGUGCGCACACAGCCGAAGCAGCAGCAGCAACAGCAACAGAAGCAGAACCAGGAUCAUCUCCUCCUGCUCCUUCUCCAGCUUCACCUUCAGCCAGAAUCAGCAACCAAACCGAAGGAGCGGAAGCCCCUUCUCGCCAACAUCAAACGACAACAAAUAAACGGCUGGGGUGGAGCAAAACACAGAGAGAGAAAGAAAGAGAAAGAGAGAGAGAGAGAGCGAUCGCGAAGGAUCUAGAACUUGCCAGCGAACCAGCCAGCCAUCGUUCGCUCUCGACUCUCUUGCCGCCCCUCUACUGCUGCACCUUCCAGCCGCUUCCAGCGCACUAGCGACGACAACAUGGUCCUCCGGAGUAAGCAACUAGUCCGGUAUGCCUUCCAGCGGCUACUGCUGCAGCAUCAGCAGCAGCAGCAGGUGCGGCUGUGCAGCGGCCAUGGCAUCCAGCAGCAGACCGCGCUCCGGGUAGAGGAAGAGGACAGCUUCCCCAAGCUGGCCGACUUACCACCAAUGGCCGCCCCGUUCCCGAUGACGCUCGAGCACGCGCCGGAUGUGGGCGAACAGUUCAAGUACGCCGAUCUGAGCGUGCGUCUUGCGGCGCCGCACCAGCUAAACCCGAAACCGGACGUCGACGAUCUGGCAUUCGGCAAGUACUUUACCGACCAUAUGCUACGCGUGUCCUACCACCGUCGUCUGGGCGGCUGGCAGAAGCCGGAAAUUACGCCGAUGGAAAACCUAAACCUGCACCCGGCUGCCAAGGUGUUCCACUACGCGAUCGAGCUGUUCGAGGGCAUGAAGGCGUACCGGGGCUACGAUGGCAAGAUUCGCUUCUUCCGCCCGGAGAUGAACAUGGCGCGAAUGAACGUGACCGCGUACCGGUCCGGGCUGCCAACGUUCGAUAGUGAGGAGCUAAUCAAGGCGAUGGCCCGACUUGUGACGAUCGACUCCGAGUGGGUGCCGCACACGGAAUCGGCCAGCCUCUACAUUCGCCCGACGCUGAUCGGGAUUGAGCCGACCCUAGGAGUGGCGUCGUCCGAUUCGGCCCUGCUAUACACGAUCCUGUCGCCGGUCGGACCGUACUUCAAGCCUGGCGUGAGUGGGCUCAAGCUGUACGCCGAUCCGAAGUACGCCCGGGCGUGGCCAGGCGGCGUCGGCGAUCGGAAGGUUGGCUCCAACUACGGGCCCACCAUUCACGUGCAGAAGGAGGCAGUGCGCAAUGGGUGCCACCAGGUGCUCUGGUUGUACGGUGAUGAUCACCAGCUAACCGAGGUCGGGGUGAUGAACAUCUUCAUGCUCUACAUGAAGGAAAACGGAGAGCGCGAGCUGCUGACGCCUCCAUUGGAUGGGUUGAUCUUGCCGGGUAUAACGCGCGACUGCAUCAUCCGUCUGUGCCACCAGUGGGGCGAGUUUUCGGUACGCGAGCAAAAGUUUACCAUGUCCAUGGUAAAGAAGUUGUCGAAAGAGGGCCGGCUGCUGGAGAUGUUUGGCGCUGGCACGGCAGCCGUCAUCAGCCCGAUUGAGUGCAUCGCAUACAUGGGCGACGAGAUUUUCGUGCCAACGGAAUCGCACGACAGUCCGCUGUACCGGCGGCUCUACACCACGCUCACCGACAUCCAGUACGGCAAACUCGAACAUCCCUGGGCCUACGUCAUAGACUAAGCGAUACCAGGGUAUUGGGCCUGUUCUGGUCCAUGUAUUGUGCCAGGAUGCCUACGUUCCAUGUAUGCCUUCCCCGUUCGUUCGGUUUUGGGCAGCCCAACCCUGUUGGUAGCGACAGAACGACUUGAAGCCACGCGAGCGCACCGUGUCACCAUGAUGGAAGACACGAGGCGUUUUUCAUGCGCUAUCCCUCGAUCCUUCAAAUCUAACAUUCCAUCAGCAAAUCCGUCUCCGUGUUGUGCCCUACUUCUACACCAUUCCCACACGCUCAUCCUUAACUCCUUUUAGCCCAUGCUGUGUUUAUAGCAGCGAAAUAGCGAAUCGAUAAGAAUCAUGUAGACGUUAGGCGGAUCCUGCCGCUUGCGUUAGCUUGUUGUGCCGAAUGAAUGUAUGAUGAGCAUUGAGGAGAUGUGAUACCGUCGCGGGUAGUAGUAGUAGGGGCUAAGUACACACUCCGAACUCCUAUGCCACGGUUGAGUCGCGCGCAACGAUCAAUGAACGACACAAAUUUAAUUUAAUUUUGAUUGUUUUUAAUUUACUAUUUACAACAGAGCGCCAAUCCUUAGCCAAAACCCCCAUUCUCGCGCUCGCCAUCCUCUUGGGAAGGCUUUAAAAGACAGCGAACAUAGGUUAAAGUAGACGCUAUAGCGUAUAGACAAGUUUCCACCAGAUCGUUAUCGUACUGUGGCUAAACGUGCAUUUACUAGUAUCUAAGGCUUAAGGACGGUUCAAACGGGGGUGGAACAUGGCGACUCGAACAUACCGAUUUGCCAUAUUUUAGAUUUUCAAGCUCUCCGUUUCUCUCUCUCUCUCUCUCUCUCUCUCUCUUCUCUCUAUAUAUAUGUCUUUCUAUGCUUUUAGGUCUUGUAGUUUAUUAUGCAAGACCUAGUGCAAAACCGGAGUAUUUUUUCAUACUGAGGUGACUGCUGUAUCGCUAGCGGUUGUUAGAUAUAUUAGCUCCCAACUUAUCGGCGACAUUCUAGCUCUUGUUCAAGUCUUCCUUCAAUAUUAUCGUUGAUUGGGAUGUGCAAGGGAAACGCAAUCGUCAAAAGAAAAUUGUAUCAUUUACCAAUUAUGAAUGUGCAACUACACCUACCGCCGGUCUCCAUCCCGUUUUACCUGUUGCUUUCUGUCUUGUGAUUUAUAGGCCCUCCCUAGUUGUAUACACCCGUUCGCAUUCUCCUCCAUAUGGUUUUCCAAGAAGAUUAAAAAAGAAAAAGUAUCCAAACUGCCCUUUUUCAGAUCGGUACAUAAAUAUUUUCUCUAUUUCGUGGAUGUUGUCCCUUUUUAUUGUGUAUGUAUGAGCGCAGAGAUCUUUUUAAAUUAAUAAUAACUUCAUUUCUACUUUCCUUUGUUCUGAGAGAACAAUGUUGUGUCGUACAAAGCAAGAAGAAAGUGCAUUUCCUCCCAAUUUGAUGUAUCUCUUUUGUACAUAUAGUGAAAGAGACAGGUUAGUGGUUCACAAUCGUGGGAGUUGUUGCUACUGCUGUUGUGCCAUCUACGACAGAUUACGCAUGUGUACAGUAGAAGGUGGCGACUGCAGUAUAUAUCCUAUUUGCAGGCGUUUCUAGAUGACUUUAAUUGGUUAAGAUUAGUUAAGCGUAUGUGUCAUAAAUGUUGCUAUGCAAAGCCGCAAGUGUAAUUAGUGCGUGUAUAGGCAGCGAAAUCAGGAUGAAAAUAAAUUGUGGGUACCUCAACUCGUUUUUUCUUUUUUCCACCCUUGACGACGAACAGAGCUA
Messenger RNA from Anopheles darlingi, 3483 nucleotides. RefSeq names its product branched-chain-amino-acid aminotransferase, cytosolic (gene Bcat). The record is from RefSeq and is a predicted model, not a curated record. Gene Ontology annotation, cellular component: mitochondrion. Gene Ontology annotation, molecular function: branched-chain-amino-acid:2-oxoglutarate transaminase activity. Bases 428 to 1744 code for a protein of 438 amino acids. Gene Ontology annotation, biological process: L-valine biosynthetic process; L-leucine biosynthetic process. The transcript is spliced from 8 exons. NCBI's taxonomy places the organism in Eukaryota, Metazoa, Arthropoda, Insecta, Diptera, Culicidae.